GAUGAGGAGGAAGGAGUACACUGAACUCUGACGAGCUCCCUGCAAACAACUCUGUUACUGAAACGCAGAAGGAAGCGGUGUGAAUGAGGAUUAUCUAUACCCUUCUCUUGAGAAAGUUUAAUGCUUCUGUAAAGAUGCAUUGAAGAUGGACGUGGAAGAGUCUGGUGAAACGAGGACUUCCUGCACUGCAGUGUUGGGAGAGACGAACUCCAUCCCCUGUGACCAUGCUGGGAAGAAGAGAAAACAAGACCCAGAACCUGUGGUGAGAAUCAUUGAGGAUGAAGAGGAAGAUGAGGAGGGUGAGAUGAUGUCCGAGCACAUCAGGGAUUCAGAGGAACCCAGUAACAAAAGGGUCAAACCUGUGGUAAAGUCCAACAGCCUAACAGGUGUCAUAACCCCGGUGAAGACCCCUGCUCUGAAACGCAUUGGACAGUCUAUUUCGCGGUCUAUUAGUUUUCGCACGGAGGCUCGACCUUUGCCCCCGGCUCCCCUGCGCCAUCGCGCAAAGGCCUCGUCGUAUCCACGCCGGCGCAACAGCCAGUGCUGGAGUGACACUGUGGAGAGCCAUGACCUCACUGCAAAGGAGAUCAAACGACAAGAGGUGAUCUAUGAGCUGACUCAGGGUGAGAGACAACUCAUUGAAGACCUCAGUCUGGUCAAGAAGGUGUAUUAUGAGCCCAUGCUGAAGUUGGACAUCCUGACAGAGAGUGAGCUUGGGCAGAUCUUUGGUACACUGGACUCUCUCAUUCCUCUCCAUCAAGAUCUUCUGAGUCGUCUUGAGCGGCUGAAAGGAUCAGAGAAGACAAUCGGACAGGUCGGGCCUACUCUGAUGAACUGGUUCCCUUGUCUGGAGGCCUAUGUUACGUACUGCUGUAACCAGGUGGGGGCUAAAGCCUUGCUUGACCAGAAAAAGCAUGAGAAAAGAGUUGAGCACUUCCUGCGUCUGUGUCAGGAGUCCUCGUUCAGCAGAAAACUGGACCUGUGGAACUUCCUGGAUCUCCCACGAAGCCGUUUGGUCAAAUACCCCCUUCUGUUGAAAGAGAUUCAGAAGUGCACGCCUCCAGAGCACCCGGAUGAGGACACAUUGCCUGAUGCUUUGGAGCUGGUCCAGAGCAUCGUGGCGGAGGUAAACAAGAAGACAGGAGAGGCCGAGUGUCAGUUCUACAGGCGGGGCCUUGCAUAUCUCGAAGAGAGCCAGAGACUACAAGAGAUCCAGCUGUCCCGCUUCCUGUACUGCCACGGAGAGCUCAAGAACAACAAGGGCCAGCGGCUGCAUGUAUUCCUGUUUGAGCUGGCCUUGGUGCUGACUAGGCCGGCGGAGGACAGAGCGGGAGGUCAGAUGUUCAAUGUGUACAGACAGCCGCUGCCGAACGCCUUGAUAAAUCUGGAGGAGAUCCCAGAUGGGGAGGCUGCUGGAGGGGGCACCUUCAGGGGAGCCUUCACUGGAGGAAAUGAUAAAGUGAAAAACUGUUUCCGUGUGAGCAGCAGAGGGCGCUCCAAACUUCACCCUUACUGCCUGCAGGCCAACGACUCCUUCAGCAGGCAGCAGUGGAUCACCUGUCUGCGCCAAGCCAUUGUCCAGUCGCGGGACAGGACCGCUCAGACCAGCCAGGCGCAGCUCUCCCUCCACCCUGAUCCCGCCCUGUAUCACAUAGCCGAGCUCAGCCUCAGCUCGGACACAGAAAUGGCAGAUCAUACCUGUUGCUGACGGUGUCAUACAGAUGAUCAGGAGGCAUGGGAAGUGAACUGGAUAUUGACACCAGAGAGAAUAAAAUAAAGACUGUGAAAGGGGAUUGUGCUUAGACAGAUAUAGAAUUACCUACAUGGAUUUUGUCUGUUCAUGCAUUUGCUGAUGGAUUGUGUGAUUGUGGUGAUGUUUGCUGUACAGCUUGAGAACAGUAUUACUGAAUGUGGAUUUACAAUGUAAAAAUUGUUUUUUUUAAAUAAACUGACAU
Messenger RNA from Anoplopoma fimbria (sablefish), 1955 nucleotides. RefSeq names its product Rho guanine nucleotide exchange factor (GEF) 3, like (gene arhgef3l). The coding region runs from base 146 to 1708 and encodes 520 amino acids. The transcript is spliced from 13 exons. NCBI's taxonomy places the organism in Eukaryota, Metazoa, Chordata, Actinopteri, Perciformes, Anoplopomatidae. Gene Ontology annotation, molecular function: guanyl-nucleotide exchange factor activity. The record is from RefSeq and is a predicted model, not a curated record. Gene Ontology annotation, biological process: positive regulation of Rho protein signal transduction; intracellular signal transduction.